UCGUGAAAAAAGCAAAAACCUACUCGUCAGUUCUCUGGCCGAGUUUCUUCUAAAAUUUGAUUAAUUUAUUUAAAAAAAAAAAACAAAAUAUUAAAACACUCAAUUUUCCAUAAUUCAUUUUAAUUGGCAUAAAUAUCUAAUUAGUAUAUUUUGGCCUAUAAAAAAGUUAUGCAGAAAAGUUUUAAACAACAAAAGUUGAUGGGCGCUAAUCAAUUGGAGUUUCUGUCGUCGUUGCAAUCGUCGUCGUCUUCUUCGUUUCAAAACAUAUCAUGGAAACAUCAAAAUUAUUAUACUAUUUGGAUGUCAUAAGGAAUUCUCAAAAGUCUUUACUCUAUUUGACUAUGCUAACAUCAAUUGUUGCGGCUUCUGUGGCAACUUCUUCUACUCCUUUAGGACAGGAAGGAUCUUCUUCCAUUGAACAAUUGCCUUUUUGUGGAGAAAAACUAGAUCGAACUAUCGGACGCAGACUUUUAUAUAUAACAACACUUGAUGGAACACUAUCAGCUCUUGAUAUCACCAAAGGCGGUAAAGUUCGCUGGAGUGUGCCUACUGGGCCGGGCCCUUUAAUCUCAUCGAGUAUUCAUCGUUUAGAAUUAACAAACAAUGGACAAUUCGUUCGAAUGAUUCCCUCUCUAAGUGGUGGCAUUUACAAAUUUGAUGGAGAUUCUAUCGAUCCAAUUCCUAUAACUACAGAAAAUCUUCUCAGUUCGUCAUUUAAGUUUUCUGAUGAUUUGGUUAUUUCGGGUGGCAAGGAGACUCGUUCUUAUGGCGUGUCAGCUCGUACAGGUCAAUUGUUGUACGAAUGCUCCAUGAAUGGAUGUGUAAACAGCACAGAUUCAGAUACCAUGCAAAAUAGUCGCGGAGAGGAUGCUAUAAAAACACCAAAUCCUGAUACAGAUCAAAUUCAAGAACAUGAUUCUCUACUGGAUGAUGUGAUUGUUGUGCGACGUCAGACUCAGACAGUUCGAGCAGUUGAAUCACGUACAGGUGUGGAACGUUGGAACUUCAGUGUCGGCCAACACGAAUUGGAUUUGAUGAAGAGUGCCGAAUGUCAUGAUCGACAAUUUAGUGAACUAGAUAUGGCUGUUUUGGACUUGGAAGUUAAGGUUAUUGUUCCAGAAGGCAUUGUAUGUGCAUUUAGCAAAUCAAAUCCAGGACAUCUUUUAUGGAAACACAAAUUUGAACAUCCAAUUGUAAGUGGUUGGCAAAUCGGCUCUGACGAUAUGCUACAAUCAAUUGAUUUCUUUGGCACUGCCCAAUGGCUCUGGAAUUCUGACGGUUCAGAAUUUGAUCCACCUGCUUCUUUGAAUCCAUCGAUUUAUCUUGGAAUGUAUCAGAAACAAUUAUAUAUACAGGAAUCAUUCAAUCUUCGAAAAGAAAUAACGGAUAAAACUCAUCUAUUUAAUCAUCUGAUGAAUAACGAAUCAAAGUUGCCGAAGAUUCCAUGGAAACCGAUAGCUGCAAGUAGCAAUUCCUUAGUUAUUUUCAAUGAGAAUAGCGCCAUUGCCCCAAUCGAAAAUGGCAGUGAUGACGAAGAAGAUUUAUCAACAACUGGCAAGGAGCUGGUGCCUUUUGAUGUCGACAAUACUGCAGUUUCUGCCCAAUCAGUUCUCUAUGCAUCAGAAUAUGUUAAUGGCAACGGAUUUUAUCUCUAUGCCGAGGAUCGAUCUUCGAAUCAAACCAACAAUUCUAUUUGUAACACAGAUUCUGCCACAACUCCAAUACCAGGAUCUACAUCAAACACAACUUUGUCAAAAACAGCCAACAACAAUGCAUCGGUAGUUGAUGAAUUUGGAUUUAGUUUUGAUGAUGUUGAUGCUCCUGUCAAAGUAGUCAUAAUAUCCCUAUGGUUUUGGUGGAAGGAAAUAGCUAUGAUUGUAUUUACCACAGCUGUAUUAGUGAAUUUCCUUCUCGGACCCAGAAAUCGUCCAGAAAGAGAAAUUGUUGUAAUUGAACGUCAUAUUCCUGUGCCAACAGCAACUGAGGCCAUUGAAAUGCCAAUCACAAGAUCAGCAACUAACUUUUCUGGGCAGCGAUCAUUCUCCGAAUCGACAACACAUUCUGGAGAUAAUUUUUUGUCUCGCUUCCAAGCCGAUUUCGAUUUGGAGCGAUGCCUUGGCCGUGGUGGCUUUGGAGUUGUAUUUGAAGCGAAAAAUAAACUCGACGAUUGCAAAUAUGCCAUAAAAAGAAUAACCCUGCCAAAUAAAAAGGAUUCACGAGAACGAGUAAUGCGCGAAGUGAAAACUCUUGCUAAUUGUGAACACCACAAUAUUGUCCGUUAUUUCCAAGCUUGGGUUGAAACACCUCCCCCGGGAUGGCAAGAAGAGGAAGACAGCCGAUGGAUAGCUAAAGGAAUGUCUCAUUCGAUUGAAAUCGAAACACCAGAUGGAACAACAUUGCCACCAUUCGAUGGCCAAUCGAAUAAUAAUUUUGCCAAAGACAAAAAGAAGCUUUUAGAAUCAUGGAUCUCGAGUGUGAAUACUAAAUGUAGUGCCACCACAAAUGGACGAGGAGAAGAUGAUAGUAGUUUCUUUGAUGAUGAAUGCGGAAUAAUAGAUGAGGAGGACGAAGACGAAGGCGACGAUUCAUGCAUUGUCUUCCGUACGGAAAGUCAGUCGAUGGCAAUGAGAGAUGAAGAACAGCAGGCUUGCGGUAAUUCGAUUGCCAUUGAUAUUCAUUCAAAUGAGUCUUUGUUCCAAAAAGCCAAUGGAAGAGUACGUGAUCUUGACUGCAGCAAUUUAUCAGAUUCGUUUCAGAUUGAAUUUGUUCAUUCAGCAAAUGGUGGAGCUAACGGCGAUGAAGAAGAGGCUGCAGAAAAUGUUCCGGAGGAGGAGAACUCGUUAAGGAAACGUAAGAGUAGUCUAUCAUUGGAUUUCAAUGGUCGCUCUAAAGCUUUAGUGGCUGCAAAAAAUGUCCCAUAUUCUGGGCCUAAAAUACAAACGAAAGUUUUCCUAUAUAUUCAAAUGCAACUGUGUCGCAAAGACAGCCUUCGUGAUUGGUUGCGAGAGAAUACAGCAGAAGCACGAGCAAUGCAAAUUCGACCAAUAUUCGAGCAGAUUGUAGACGCAGUUGAUUAUGUUCAUCUAAAAGGAUUAAUUCAUCGUGACUUAAAGCCAAGUAAUAUAUUUUUUUCCCAAGAUGGACAAAUUAAAAUUGGUGAUUUUGGUCUGGUGACGGAUAUGUCAGAAAUACCAAAUCUAGUCACACCGUGUGGCGAUGGAACUGGUCUACCACAAUGCCCCAAGCAUACUCAACAAGUUGGAACCCACUUGUACAUGUCUCCUGAACAACUUAAAGGACAACACUAUGACUACAAAGUGGACAUUUAUUCGUUGGGUUUGAUUUUCUUUGAGUUGUUGGUUUAUUUUUCCACCGAAAUGGAACGUAUUGUGACUUUACGAGAUCUCAGAGAUGGAAAAUUUCCACCAAGUUUUUCUAAUAAAUUUCCCAUAGAAUAUGAAUUACUUAAGUUGAUGUUAUCAGCUGUUCCAGCUAAAAGACCACCAACUGAUCAGCUUAAAAGUCAAUUAAAUCAAAUGAUUUGGCAAGAAAAAAGUAGUGAUGCCACAACACCAGCAGCAGUAGUACUGGGACAAAAGAAACUAAUCGAGUGAUAAGGCAUGAAAGUAAAUAAAUUUAUUCAACCAAGAAAUACAAAUACAUCGUUCAGAUCUAUUUUUCGUAUUAUAAACUGCUCUUAUAAAAGAGAGGAAAUAUGAUGCUCUCCAAACACGAUAAUACAACUAAAAUGCAUUCGUUAUUAUCUGAUUUCUGAAAUGUUCUCUCUUCGAAAAUAUAUA
Episyrphus balteatus (marmalade hoverfly) is the source of this 3800-nucleotide messenger RNA. RefSeq names its product eukaryotic translation initiation factor 2-alpha kinase (gene PEK). The record is from RefSeq and is a predicted model, not a curated record. Gene Ontology annotation, molecular function: protein binding; protein kinase activity; ATP binding. Lineage: Eukaryota; Metazoa; Arthropoda; Insecta; Diptera; Syrphidae. Bases 270 to 3614 code for a protein of 1114 amino acids. The transcript is spliced from 4 exons. Gene Ontology annotation, biological process: protein phosphorylation.